AGGGAGAGGGAGGAGCACAUCGUGAUGCAGAGAUGCUGCAGUGGCUAGGGGCGCGCACACACACACUCACAAGCCGCGGCGGCGGCGGCGGCGGCGGCAGGAGGACUGCCAGAGGCUGAGCGAGGAGGGCGGGGGAGAGAAGGUGGUUCCGGGCUCAAGGACUCGGGCUGCUGCGUCUGCUCGCCUCUGAUCCACACCCUGCGUCCCAGGUCCUUCUCCUCCUCUGGUCCCAAUACCUCUUCUCUCCUUGGCCAAGGUUUGCUACCCUCCAAUCUCCAGCUCCCCAUUCUCAGACUGGCCAUGGGGAUCCCCGAGCAGCUGCUGAUGGCAUCCUUAGCCAUGCUCUUUUUUUCAGCUUGGAAUCCAGCCCAGGGCUCUCCUGCCAUCUUUGGGCCUAUCUUUGAAGACCAGCCUGUCAGUUCCUUGUUCCCUGAGGAGUCAUCAGAAGAGAAGAUAGCUCUGGCCUGCCGUGCCCGGGCAAGCCCUCCAGCUACAUACAGAUGGAAGAUGAAUGGCACUGAGAUGAAGCUGGAGCAGGAUCCCCACUACCAGCUGGUUGGAGGAAACCUGGUCAUCAUGAACCCCACCAAGUCCAGGGAUGCUGGUGUGUACCAGUGCCUGGCCUCCAACCCAGUGGGCACCGUGGUCAGCAGAGAGGCUGUACUCCGCUUUGGCUUUUUGCAGGAAUUCUCCAAGGAGGAAAGAGAUCCCGUGAAAACCCAUGAGGGCUGGGGGGUGAUGUUGCCCUGCAACCCACCUGCCCACUACCCAGGUCUGUCCUACCGCUGGCUUCUCAAUGAGUUCCCCAAUUUCAUCCCAACUGAUGGGCGGCACUUUGUGUCCCAGACAACUGGAAACCUGUACAUCGCCCGGACAAAUGCCUCUGAUCUGGGCAACUACUCCUGCCUGGCCACCAGCCACAUGGACUUCAUAACCAAGAGUGUCUUUAGCAAGUUUGCCCAACUCAACCUGGCUGCAGAAGACUCCCGUCCAUCUUCACCCAGCAUCAAGGCCAGAUUCCCCUUGGAGACCUAUGCACUGGUUGGACAGCAGGUCACCCUGGAGUGCUUUGCUUUUGGGAACCCCGUCCCUCGGAUCAAAUGGAGAAAACUGGAUGACUCACUGCCUCCACAAUGGGCCACUGCCGAGCCCACACUGCAGAUCCCCAGCGUCAGCUUUGAGGAUGAAGGCACCUACGAGUGUGAAGCAGAGAACUCCAAAGGCCGGGACACUGCCAAAGGCCGAAUCAUCGUGCAAGCUCAGCCCGAGUGGCUCAAGGUCAUCUCAGACACCGAAGCCGACAUUGGCUCCAAUCUGCGCUGGGGCUGUGCAGCUGCUGGCAAGCCAAGGCCCACAAUUCGGUGGCUCCGGAAUGGGGAUCCCCUGGCUUCCCAGAACCGCGUAGAAAUUUCUGGUGGGGACCUGAAAUUCUCCAAGCUGGUCCUGGAGGACUCUGGCAUGUACCAGUGUGUGGCAGAAAACAAGCAUGGCACCAUCUAUGCCAGUGCUGAACUGGCAGUACAAGCCUUUGCUCCUGAUUUCCGGCUGAAUCCAGUUAGGCGGCUGAUCCCCGCUGCUCGAGGGGGAGAGGUUCUCAUCCCCUGCCAGCCCAGGUCAGCUCCCAAGUCCAUUGUGCUCUGGAGCAAAGGAACUGAGAUCUUAGUCAACAGCAGCAGAGUGACCAUUACCCCAGAUGGUACUUUGAUCCUGCGGAACAUCAGUCGGGCAGAUGAAGGGAAAUACACCUGCUUUGCGGAGAAUUUCAUGGGCAAAGCCAAUAGCACUGGCAUCCUCUCUGUCCGAGAUGCCACCAAGAUCACCUUGGCACCAUCCAGCGCUGACAUCAAUUUGGGUGAGAACCUGACUCUGCAGUGCCAUGCCUCCCACGACCCCACCAUGGACCUCACCUUCACCUGGGCCCUAGACGGCUUCCCCAUUGACUUUGAUAAAUCUGGUGGCCACUACCGGAGAGCCAGCUUGAAAGAAACAAUUGGGGACCUGACAAUCCUGAAUGCCCAGCUGCGCCAUGGCGGGAAGUAUACAUGUAUGGCCCAGACCGUGGUAGACAGCACAUCAGAGACCGCGACCCUCCUGGUCCGAGGUCCUCCAGGUCCUCCUGGUGGAGUGGUUGUGAGAGACAUCAGCAACACCACUGUCCAACUAACUUGGAGCCGAGGCUUUGACAACCACAGCCCGAUUGCCAAGUACACCCUCCAAGCCCGAUCCCUGCCUGAUGGGAAGUGGAAGCAGGUCCGGACCAAUCCUUCCAAUAUUGAGGGGAAUGCAGAGACUGCCCAGGUGCUGGGCCUCACCCCCUGGAUGGACUAUGAGUUCCGGGUCCUUGCCAGCAAUAUCCUGGGCACAGGGGAGCCCAGUGGACCCUCUAGUAAAAUCCGGACCAAGGAAUCAGCUCCUACAGUAGCACCCUCAGGACUCAGUGGAGGAGGUGGUGCCCCUGGUGAACUCAUUAUCAACUGGACGCCCAUGUUACGGGAAUACCAGAAUGGAGAAGGCUUCGGCUACCAGCUGUCCUUCCGAAGACAGGGCAGCUCAGAUUGGCAGAGGGCCAAGGUCUCCCACGCUGAUGCCCUGCACUUUGUUUAUCGUAAUGAAAGCGUCCGGCCCUAUACACCCUUUGAAGUCAAGAUCCGAGGAUACAACCGCCAGGGGGAGGGGCCUGAGAGCCUCACCACAGUCGUGUACUCUGCUGAGGAAGAGCCCAGGGUGGCCCCAGCCAAAGUCAAGGCCAGGGGGACUUUGUCUUCAGAGAUGGACGUGAUGUGGGAACCAGUACAUCAGGAUGACAUGAACGGGGUUCUCCUGGGGUAUGAGAUCCGCUACUGGAAAGACGGAGAUAAAGAGGCAGCGGCUGACCGUGUAAGGACAGCAGGGCUGGACACCAGUGCCCGAGUUACUGGCCUACAACCCAAUACCAAGUACCAUGUGACAGUUCGGGCCUACAACAGGGCAGGCACUGGGCCUGCCAGUCCCUCCACCAACGCCACCACCAUGAAGCCUCCUCCCAGACGACCUCCAGGUAACAUCUCCUGGACACUCUCCAGUUCCAGCCUCAACAUUAAGUGGGACCCUGUCAUCCCUCAACGAAAUGAGUCUGCAGUCACUGGCUACAAGAUGCUGUACCGGAAUGACUUGCACUCUGCCCCCAUACUCCAUUUGGCCAACAAGAACUGGAUUGAGAUCUCCGUCCCUGAGGACUCCAGCCACUCUCUAGUGCAGAUUCGGGCCACGGGACCCGGAGGUGACGGAAUCCCAGCUGAGGUUCACAUUGUGAGGAAUGGAGGCACGAGUAUGAUGGUGGAGAACUCAGCAAUCUGUCUGACCCCACACCUGGGCACCAUCCUCUCCCAUUCCCUGGUGAUGCUGGCCCUCCUUGGCUACUUGGAGCUCUGAUCCUGGUCUCCUGGUCCCCUCCCCCAGCCCAGACCUGGACAACAGGACAGAUACCUCGGGAUGAACAGAGCCAGCUGGCCCCUGGCACACUCUCCCGAUGCUAAGGACCUCAACAUACUAUAUGCCCCAAGAGGACUGGUUUUAAACAGCAACUUUAAACAAUUCCCUUUUUUGUAGGAGCUAGGACAUUUCAUAUAUGCCGGGGACCAGAACCCAAGGAAGGAGUUUUUCCCCACCCUUUAUAACCCAGAGGAAACAGGCACAAAAAAAUCCAUGAUAAAUCUUGAACCCAAUGUCUUUGUGACCCAUGAUCACUGGGGUUUCUGGAUGGAAAGAACUAAAUGGACAUGAGGAUGGGGGGGGUUGACCCAUGUCCUUUGGACCAAUACGGAUGGCACCCUUCAGGGACCCUGGGUAUACCUGGAUCCAGCUACCUUGGAAGCCUCGAUAUAGGCCAGGAUGGCCCCAGAGCUGGAGAAGUGGACCUGGAGGGCGGAGGACAGCAAAGGGACCGAGAACUGCCCACCCCCAACUGGAUAUGGAGAAGGGCUUGAUAUCUAACCUUUGGGCUUUCCUCAUCCUUCUGGGCAGCUAAGAGAAACAACUGCAAAUCCCCUGAUUCUAGGAACUGGGGGGCACAAAAGGGGUUCCCAGAAAUAAGGGGGAGAGGGAGGCAAGAAAAUGAUUUUCAAAACUGACUGAAGGUUGCAGCUUCUGGGAAGAUGAACUCAGCCAAAAGGCAACCCAAGAUUAAAAUGACGCUGCCCUUGGGGUUGACACUCCAGCAAUUACAUUCACAAGUCCAUGAAGACAAAGAAAACAGGCUGGGCUUGAGGGGAAUGCAAGACAGAAGGGCUCCAUCUUGGUCAGGUGUCCACCCCACAUGGGCAUGGGAGCCUGACAACUUUGCCUCAGUUUCCUCCCCUUCUCGCUCCUCCAGUAAAUCCUAAAGACCUUCCUUCCAAAUCUGUAGUUCCCUGCCCUGUAGGAGGGAUCCUUUCCUCUGCCCUUGCCUCUGCAGGACCCAGAGCUCUAGCCAGGAGUUUGGGGGGAAGGAUUAGUUCCCAGAAUUCCAGAGUCAGGAGCCUGACUGCUGGGGACAGAGGAUGCAUGCCAGAAUUCACUUCCCCAGGCAUGUUGGGAUAUUUUUAGUGGCCUCUCUCCAUCCAUCCCUCCCUCCACCGAAGGCUUGCCUUUGUGUUGCCUCAGAGUGUGAGGCCACAAGAAAAAGUGAGGGUCUUUCCUGUGCUCCAGGGAGUGUUAGGAAUAGGCAAAACAGGGGGAAUAACAGGCCACAGCCUAAUUCAUAGAAAGAGAAAAGUAGGUUUAAUUACUCUGGGCCUCAGUUUCCCCAUCUAUAAUAAGAGGAGUUUGAACUAGAUGACCUAUAAAGUCUCCAGCUACAACAUAUUUUGAAAAAUCUGGUAAAUGGGCAGAAGGUAGUUGAGGAGAGUGGCUUGUGCCUUUUUGGCAAAGGCUUACCAAUUGGGUCCCUAGGCACCCAGGGGGCUGCUUCAGCCUCUCUACCCCUCCCUGUAUGCUCAGAUUCACGAGGACAUCCCGGUCUGUAAUUCUUCAAUAUCCUCUGUCCACACAGCAGUAGACUUUCCCUCAAUCCUCUCCUCUGAGGUCAGCUGAGAAAGGGGCCCAAGACUAAGACACUGAUUUCCUCCAGCCCAGCCAUACCCCCGAGCCUCUCCUGAAUACCCCCAUACACAGGGUCUGCCAUUUUGGAAGGCACAUUCCCACUGGGAAUCACUCACUGUGGCCCAUUUUCCCUGAGGGUUUGUUUCUAUUCUGUAGUUAUUACAGUGAGAUUUCUAUUUUAGUAUCAUUUUUAUAUAUAUUUUAGGUCCUGCUCUAUUUUCAGGGCAGGUCUGCGUUCCUUAUGCUAAUGAGAGCUUUCUUUUGGUGAACUUCCUGCCCCCCCCUUCCUGCUCCUUGAGAGGCAGGCAGAAUCAGUGGAGAGACUGAUGUCCCCCUGGUCCCCAUGGCCUCUUCACCCCACCUACCCAUGUGGUAGGAUCGAGAGUUUAAGAUCAGCUGAAAGGGAGAUGAAGGAAGCCUUUAUAUGGUUCAUCAGCUGAGAGAAGGGGUAGCCAGCCCCUCUGAGCAGGAUGCUUCCUCCCUCCCACUCAUCUGGGUGACUUUCGACCAGUGGCUAAACUUCUCUUUGCUUUCAUCUCUCCUUCAGAAAGAGAGGAGCUGGAGGCGAGGUAUUUGCUUGGGGGCUGGAGAGACCUUGAGGUGGGGGACUGACUCACAAAUGCAGAUGAGGGUUCACUUCACCUUCUCUUUUCUCACUGCCUGUAGGCAUAGGGAGCCAGAGGGAAAUAGGUGUUAGGCAAAACCCUCAUGUGUUAGGCAGAGAUCAACGGGGGAGGGGGGGGGCCUUUUGGACCGAGGAAUCAACUGGGCUCUCGGGCUGAAGAACCCAGUCCUGCCCCAGGCAAGCAGCUCCUCAACCUCCCUAGUCAAGGAGGCCUUUGAGAAGAGGGAAGCAGUGGUAGGACAGAACUGUUACUGUAUGUGUGUGUAUGUCUGUCUGUCCGUCUCUCUGUCUCUGUGUCUCUCUGUCUCUGUCUGUCUCUGUCUCUGUCUCUGUCUGUGUGUGUGUGUGUGUGUUAGAAGGUUUUAUCCCAGGAAAACCCUACCUUGUCUAAAACAAAAGACCAGGUGAGUCCCUAAGACCGAACCUUUGCCUUCAGCAUCCCAUACCUCUGAAGGCCUGGGGAGCCAUAGGAAAGUUUGAGGAAGGGAUUUAAACCAAGCAAAGGAGGCUAAGGAAAUAGGCUGGGAUACAGAGAGACUGUUGCUUAAGGUUUGAUGCUGGAACAGGUGGCCAAGGCAAGCUGUGGACUCUCCAUCCAUUAGGGGCCUUACAAAAUGGGAUGGCUUGUAUCCUGCCAGGAGUCAGAGGGAGUCCCUUCCUGCCCAAGGGACCUCUGAUUAUUUUCCUCCAGGGAGCCCAUCGGUAGUUUCUACCCUAGCAGUCUGAGGACAGACCUAGGGAGGAGAGGUACCUCCCUGCUGUCUCUUAGCUCGCUCAGCUCAGAUCUCUGCAACCCCCAGCCCCAGCUCUGUUCCAUAUCAGAAGUUUUCCCUUCCUCCUCCCCAACAUUUGCAGCCCUGGAAGAGGAGACAAAAAAAAAUACAGGUGCUUUCUUUUUCUUUUGUUUUUACCACCAAGCUAGCAGUUUGCCUAUACAAGUGCCUUGUGGACUGGGGAAUGGGGUUUUUUCUCUCUGAUCCCCCUACCACUUGCAAAGACUUCUCCAAGGAGAGCGCUUGGGGGGAGGUGCCAUAGGAGCCAAUUUCAGCUGUGUACUUUUGGUGGAGAAAAGUGGGUACCCUUCUCCCUCCGCUGGUUUCCUUGUUGCUUUAACAUUCCAGAUGUUACCCCCCUCCCCUUGGGAGCGGAGGGCAGCUCUCUCCAGGUGUGCAUUUAAGAAACUCAGUGGAAAGGAGAGGGACUUGUACUGCUCUGUCUAUCUGGGGACCUUCAGAACCACGGCUUUGGGGAUGCAGAGACCCCCUGUUCAUUGGGCUGUUUCUUGAUUUCUGAAAGGCUGGCAUGGUGAGAACGGUCCCCACAGUCUGCUAUCUUCAGUUCUACAGACUCAGGGGUGAGCUUCUGAGCUGAUCAAUUCUUCCAUCCUGGGCACUCUGGCAAAGAAACAGCAGGAGGGACUGGGGUUGGACAACAGGAAACUUGCUGAACCCUAGAAUGAUGUCUGAGGGAAGAUAAUGGAAUCCUCCUACCCAGAGACCUUAAGGAAAGAAGCAGCUCAAGAUGCUGAGCCCUGCUUGGGACCAGGCAGAUGAUGUCUUCGAAGUGACUCCUUCAGAUGGAGGAUCCAGUCGUUUCCACAGCCAGACCCCCUGGUCUGACACUGAACUUGAGCAGACUGAUGCAGUCUUUUGAUUCCAGUCAUCUCUUCCCCACCCUCCUCCUCCCACUCUCCUCAUUGUUUCUUCUCUUUCUUUGCCUUCCUCUCCUUCCUUUCCCCACCUCUCAUUUCCCCCUUCCCCGCUUUUCACCAUCUCCUCCUUCCCCC
Dromiciops gliroides (monito del monte) is the source of this 7469-nucleotide messenger RNA. RefSeq names its product contactin 2 (gene CNTN2). Gene Ontology annotation, biological process: cell-cell adhesion; brain development. The transcript has 23 exons. The record is from RefSeq and is a predicted model, not a curated record. Bases 301 to 3411 code for a protein of 1036 amino acids. Lineage: Eukaryota; Metazoa; Chordata; Mammalia; Microbiotheria; Microbiotheriidae. Gene Ontology annotation, molecular function: cell-cell adhesion mediator activity.